This is a messenger RNA of Ichthyophthirius multifiliis, 699 nucleotides long. RefSeq names its product WD repeat protein. The record is from RefSeq and is a predicted model, not a curated record. The transcript is spliced from 7 exons. Lineage: Eukaryota; Ciliophora; Oligohymenophorea; Hymenostomatida. Gene Ontology annotation, molecular function: protein binding.
AUGAAUUCAUACAACAAUAAUUUAUAAAAACUACCUUUUUCAAUUUUAGAUGAUUAUAAUAAUAAUAAAAGAUUAGGUUUAAAAAACAAUUUUAGUUUAGGCUCAGAAAUUUUAUGUGCUAAAUUUGAUAAAGAUGAUUCUUUAAUAGCAGCUGGUUGUUUAGAUGGAACUCUUUAAAUUUAUCAUUUAUAAACAGGUCUUUUAAAAAAUAAAUUUUAAACAAAUUAACCUGGAUAAUCCUCAAAUCCUGUUACUUGUUUGAGAUGGAGACCUUCUUAAAUAAAUGGAAUUGUUAAAAAUUUAAUAACAACAGGAGAUGUUAAUGGAAAUAUAGUAUAGUGGCAUGCAUCAUCAGGAAAAGAAUUAGAAAGAAUUAUUGAACCAGAAAACUAAAUAUUAUGCCUUGAUUAUGAUAAAAAUGGUAAUUAUUUAGCUACAGCUGGUAAAGAUUGCAUAGAAAAUGGGGCUUACCUUUUCUCUGCUUAGUUUUCUAAAAAUAAUAACGAUUCUAUACUUGUUGGAGGAUCUGGUAAAAAUGAGGCUAAAUUGUUUGAAAGUUAAGAUAAUUUUGAAACUUUGGGAAGUGUAAGUAAUUUUAAUAAAGGAAUAUUUACUGUAGAUUAUGCAAACACUUCUAAUAAAUUUCUUUUGGGAGGAGGAGAUGGGUAUUUAGUGGUUGUUUCUUAGGUUUUAAAAUGA